UUUUGCCUUAGAGGAAAGUCCCACAGUGCUCACGCGAAGCAUACACAUCGGCGUUUCCAUCCUCCCGAUCGCCGCCGAUGGAAACUGCCGCCGCUGGUUCGCGCCGCCCGACGGCCCUCCGCCUCCUCUGCCCUAAGAAGUCCGUCCUCUCAUCCCCCUUCCCAUCCCUCCUCUGGCUCGUCGGCUCCCCUCGCUUCCUCCAGCCCGUCACCGUCGCUGCCGCCCUCCGCUGCCUCCGCUUCCUGUCUGACGACGGCCCGUCCUCCCCCGACCUUCCCCACGAAGCAGACGAAAUCCGUGGAUUGCUCGUGAGGGGGUUCGACAUCGUGGGGGGCCUGUUCGUCGGGAGCGCGAAUUCCGAGUCCGAUGCCGGGAGAGCGCUGGAACUGGCCGGGCAGCUGAGGCAGCGGUUGUUCGGCGAAAGGGCGAGCCAUGGCAUGGUUGGAGGCUGCGUGGAUGCGUCCACUGGGGACAUUCGGUUCCUUGUCUCGGAGAGCAACGGGUCAGAGGUGGUGGAAGGGCAAGAGGUUCUGUGGGGGGAUGAGCCGGGGAGGUCGCUGCUGGAGAAGGGCUGCCUUCUGCGCUGCGAGCUGCAGCUGCAGCUGCCACUCUAUCUUCCUUCGGAUGAGGCCAUGUCUGGCAUUGAAGCCAGGUUUUCUUCACUCAUUGAAUCUACAGCUGCUAACCUCAGAGGUCCUCAUCUUUCUUACCUAGUUGAAGGCCCGACUGCAACAUGUGAUGAAUCACACCAUUCAGUUAUCUUACAUGGCAAUAAUUUGGAUUCUGUUUCCCAACCACCCAUCAACCCAAACACAAACAAGCACAGUGCCAAAAUUGUGUCUUGUUCAGAUUUCUUACCGACAAAGAGGCAUGACCUCUCCUCAAUAAGAGAGAAUGCAGAUGCAAUUCAAAUAACUGUCCUAUCCAAUCAAUCAUUCAACAUCUCAAAGGCCAGCUCCCCUGUCCCUGUGUUAAAGUACUUUCCAGCACCAGCACCAGCUAGCUUGAAAGUAAUCAACCUGAAGCUAGAUAUAUUAUGCUACACUUCAAUGGAUCUUCCUAUAGACGUUGCUGUAUCUGAGCUAGUUAUUCCGGGAUUAGCUGAUCAGCUAAGCGUUAUGAAGAAGGCUAUUGUCUCAGAGCUCUUAACUCAACAGCCUCAGCUUUGUCCGUACCAUUUUGUUCCUCCUGGGUUGCUUAUUCCCCUCACAGCUAUAUACGACACAAGAUACGGGGAGAUUGAGGAAAAACAGAGUGAACUGAGAAGAAAUCUGCACUUCAGGCUUGGUCUGCCCUUGGAUCGUCCUUUAUUACGGACUUCCAAUGCACUGACUUUUGGUGGCAUGGAAAGGCGAGAUAGAAGCUCAUCAAAAAGUGGUUCUGCAUUGCUUCGAGAUGUCCACAAAGAAAUUCCAUCUAGUGGUGUAUCUGGAGGAAUCACGUCAUUGAUUGAUGGUUCAUAUGAGUAUUACCAUUACCUACAUGAUGGUAUCGAUGACAAUGGAUGGGGAUGUGCUUACCGUUCCCUACAAACAAUCAUGUCUUGGUACAGGCUGCAACAGUAUUCAUCUAUAAAUGUUCCUUCACACAGGGAGAUUCAGCAAGUUCUUGUUGAAAUUGGUGACAAGGAUCCAUCAUUUAUUGGAUCUCGGGAAUGGAUUGGAGCGAUAGAAUUAAGCUUUGUGCUUGACAAACUGCUUGGUGCUAGUUGCAAGAUAAUUAACGUGAGAUCUGGUGAUGAGCUUCCUGAGAAAUGCAGAGAACUUGCAAUACAUUUUGAAACCCAGGGAACUCCUGUAAUGAUUGGUGGUGGAGUUUUGGCUUAUACCCUUCUGGGAGUUGAUUACAACGAAGUCAGUGGUGAUUGUGCUUUUCUCAUCCUUGAUCCACACUACACUGGUGGUGAUGACCUCAAGAAGAUUGUUAAUGGUGGAUGGUGUGCGUGGAAGAAGUCUGUGGACAGCAAGGGUCGGAGCUUCUUCUUGAAGGACAAGUUCUACAACCUUCUUCUGCCCCAAAGGCCCAAUAUGGUGUGAGAACCGGGUAAUUUUUGUAGUGUUGGUGUAUGUAAGAUCAAGCGGGAGAUCAGUAAACCAUGUAUCCUCUGGUUAUUCUAAUAGAGAGACUGAGUUGCGACUUA
Hordeum vulgare subsp. vulgare (domesticated barley) is the source of this 2140-nucleotide messenger RNA. RefSeq names its product probable Ufm1-specific protease. The transcript has 13 exons. Bases 78 to 2036 code for a protein of 652 amino acids. Lineage: Eukaryota; Viridiplantae; Streptophyta; Magnoliopsida; Poales; Poaceae. The record is from RefSeq and is a predicted model, not a curated record.